AUAUUCGCUGCUGUUUUAUUGUUCUAAAAUAACGUAAAAAACUGUAGAAAUGUGCAUUAUUUAAGAAAACAAUGUGCGUGGAGUGCUAGUGCAAAUUUUGAGUAAUGAAAUAUUGAACCGGUGAAUGGUGGUAAUAGCAAGCAAACGCUUACCCUGGAAUUUGUGUUAUGCUGUGUAGUUAAAGUAACUGUUAACGGUCUCACAAUGCAUUUGACUAAACAUCAAUUAAAGAUAAUUCCACGCAUUCAACGUAAAUACAAUGUGUCUAUUGGAUUUUUAAAAUCGAAUUUGGCCAAUAUAGAAAAAUUCCUUUGGUAUGCAUUAAGUCCACGAUUGGUAAUCAAGCGUGUCGCUAUACGAAAAGGGAGCAAACAACGGGUUAUUUUAAACUAUUACCAUUUGCGGAGGGUUUUAUUCGAUCAAGCCGAACGCAAGGUAUUUAAAACACGAAGGCGAAAUGUACAGCUCUGGUCCAAACAAAUGGUUUCUUAUCUGCGUCGAAAAUACGGCGUUAAAGAACAUAUUGAAAUAACCUCGAUUAGUGAUAAUACAGAUACGAUAAAUAAACAACAGGAAGAAAUAGCUGGCAGUGGAAACAUGGCUCCCGACGAAGUGAGUAAACAAUUGAAAGAGCAAUUGGAAAUACUUCGUAGUGGCAAACGAACUGUGCCGCUCAUGGAAAGUGAAACCAAACCAAUUGUGGAUGAGACGAGGAAUGAUUUAGUAGAGGCAGCAAGUAGCAGCACACUAUUACAGGCAACAGAAGUGUUGAGUCAGUGCCCUACAAAGGUUGUAGCUGAUAGCAAUCAAUAUAGCCAUAUUACUUCAGAAGUAUUAGAUAAGACUGAAAGCGUCGUCCAAAACACAUUAGAGACGACGCCAGAAAAACAAAUUAUGGGCAGUGACGAAACACGCUCUGAACAGCCAAAGCAUAGCUACAAAGCAGAUAGAAAUAUUGAUAUUGACGGUGAGAGUGUUGAAUUGCCUCCCGUAGAUACAGCUACAAAAACAGCUACCGAUAUUGCAACAAAAUCAACAACAGAAAUGUUGCAACAAUGUGCCGAUAAGAAAACAACCAGAUCGUUAAGUAACAAUAGUAAUUUUUUGGAUAUGCUUAUGAAUAAGGUGCGUGGCAAAAAUGUACUUACAGAGACCGCCAGCAAUACGAAAGUUAUUCAGCCUACUCCGCAAGCUAAGGAAUCGGAUGAAACAAAUGUUGAGAAAGCGCCCGAUAACAACGAACAUUUCACCGAUUCAGGUGAAGAGUUCUUCGGUUUCGACGAGACAGAGCGUCUACCCGGCAUGUUGCUAACACCACUUGUACCAUUUUCGGCACAAUCCAAGGGUAAUGCUAAUGUAGCUUUCAUCAGUGAGUCAUUGAAUGAGUUUAUGCGUGAAAAUUUGCUUGAAAGUAGUGAUUGUGUUGCUGAUGGCAUUGACAAUGCCGCUGGCCGCAAACAUCGUCAGGCCACAUUGGAUGGUUUGGUCACACCCGACUGUAUACCGCCGCAAAUGCAGAUGCCUUUAGUACCAGAAAGUUUGCAAAAGUUACGAACGGUCGCUGAGAGACGCCAGUUUCUGCAAAAAUUCAACCGAAAUCAUAAGUUGGCGAUCAUAAAUAAUGAGGCGGCAAUUUGCCGAGAACUACAGCGAAAAAUGCGUCAUCACAAAUCGAAAAGCGUCUCACAACAAUCAUUACAGGCACCAAAUUCCCAAAUGCCAUUUACUCGUCAAGGUUGGCAAGCGGCUUCGUUUGUCACCACAGAAUUUAACCAUUAUUAUUACCAAACCUUGGAUGUGAUUGAUGGGAAUGAACGCGAGCGCGUACGCCUGCCUGGAGUUCGCGGCAACAAUGAGGAACGUAAUAAGCAACCAUAUGUCAGUCGAGUGCCGAGUAACUUUCUGCGGAAUAAAUGCAAUCCAAAUACUUGCAGUGAUGCCUUAAUAGGAAGAGAUUUGAAACCUGUAAAAGCUGAACCGGAUAAGAAAAAACUCAAUAAGACGCCACUGCCGAGUGUGUUCAAACCCUGCCCACUGUCACAUAAACCCUUCCAAAAACCGUUAGAUGAUGAGACUGCACCAUUGUUGUUGGCUGGCGGUAGCAUGGCGGUGGUGCGCAUGCCCAUUGUGGAACUGGAAGUUUUUCCUGCACUUGGCAAACCACUACACGACGUAGCCAAACGUUAUCUAGAUUAUAUACUCCCACACUGUGAUAUAACGCGUGAAUGGGCUGAGUUCAGCGUUUCUACAUUACAACAAUCAGCUGAAUGUAGAAAAAAUGAUGAUCAGUCGAAAGAUGGUGGUGAUGAUACCAAAGUACCCACUGAAUCGUACACAUUUCCCAUUCCAUAUAUGAACGAUCGCAGCCACAUACUGGUACGUCGUGUAGUUGAUCGUUCAGAGAAACUUGAUGAAACAUUUGAGGCGACCACAUCACCUAUAGAAGAUUUUUCAUUUCGUGCUAAUAUUGAUGAACGCGAUAGUGAAUUAGUCGAGUGUGCCGAUGUUCUAAGUGAGAUGAUAAAUAGCGUCGCUAUAAGUUGCAGUGAGAAUUCGUUCAUCAAAAUAGAUCCCGAUGGACUGCAAACCGAAAAGGAGGAGAAUGUGGAGUUGAAGCAAGAGAAAGUCGUCGGCAAACUGAAAGAGGAGAAAAGUUGCAACAUCAAAGCUCCGGAUGAUACGAAGUUGGUCAAUCAAGCUGUGACAAAUAAAAAACAGAACCGUCUUCUAUUAGAAUUGCGUCGCCUAAAUGCAACUAUAAUUGACGCCGCUGUAAAGGCUGAAAAAGGAGUGAAGCCUUGUACAAAGGAAUAUUGUACGUUUGGUUGUAUAUGCCAAAGUCUUGCCGAUGACUAUCCUUUGCGUCAACAUUGUGGCAAAUCGAAGUGUGUCAUAGAGUGCACCUGCAAAACUCCAUCUCAAUCUCGCAUAAUGCGUCUGGAAACAGAUGGGCGAUCAAUCACAACUGAAGACGCUUUUAUGCUACGUAGACAGGCCACUGCCCGACUAGCGCGUAUGGAGAAAGAAUUCACAUCCACAAUAGUGUUAACUGAAAAUGAAACUCUGCUUAUCAAUGAAUCACAAUAUGAUAAGAAACGGCGUUGUACCAAAGCGCCAAAGCGUUACGAAGACUUUGCAGACACGGAAGAAGAUUAUGCUGGGCGAACUGCAGCAAUUACGCCACCAAAGAAAACACAAAAUACCGCCGUUGUGGCAAUCGAAGCAGCAACAGACACGACUUUAAAUACUGGAUUUUCGGAGACAACUACUGAACUACGUGAACCCAUAUAUGUGAAUGAUAAUGUGUUGGAAAAACUCAAACAUUGCACGGUGCCACUAAUACGUUUGGAAAAUAUACAAAAUAUGGCGGUGUGGUGUAUGGUGCAUGAGUUAUACAAAUGUUAUUGUGGCGGUCGUGCUACCGAUGGAAAACCGCUCGUUAUCGAAAAGGAUUGCAAUGUGACCACUAGCAAUGAUCAAACGAAUGCUGGAAAUAAACAAAACGCUUCCACAGAGGACGAUUAUAUUGUAACGUCCACAAAAGCACGUUAUUCAUUUGAGACAGUUGAGCAAGCAGUCGAUGAAGCAGAUGCAGAGUCGCGCGAAGAAAAUGAGAUAUUCAGAAAAAGAAGAGAGAAACGGAAAAGUGCCGAUCGAAAAUCUCAAGGUAGUGUUGUGAAGUAUAAUAGUACAGACGAUGAACAAGAUGAAAGCGAUAGAGCAGAUGAGAUGCUGGAAGAAUCGUUGACUUCAGACUACGUUGGGGAUAUUGGUCGUGCAAAACGGCCGAAAUUGGCUAAACGGCUAGAACGACGUGGGCGCCCAAGCGAACUUACCUUCAUUAAUAAAUAUUUCAAUACCGAAGUAGACGGUUGCCGGCGUGUGGUUGUGGUGCCGCGCAAAACCUACUUACGUAUAAAUCGCAAACGGCGUGUGGAAGUUGAAGAAUUUAUAGCGAAGAACGAGAACAAACAGAGCAUGCUAUUGUUGAAUGAACACAUAAUGCGUUCAGUUUAUUACCACAAACAUGAGGUGGAAAAGCAACGUAAAGAAGCGGCACAGGAAUCGCUGUUACAUACGAAAAAACGCAAAUUAAAUGAUAUCGAGUUAACGGAACCGGAGGAUACACCAAACAAGGGUAAACAGUUGGACGAAGAACCGAUAGAGCCAGCGAAGAAGAAAGCGUUGCAUAAAACCGAACGACAAGUUGUUGAACUGAUUGAUGAAGAUUCCAGCCAGUCAUCGCUUUCUUCCUUACUUUCUGUGCCUGAUGGCAAGGCAACAGCUGACACAAAACUACAGAGUAAACGUAAACGGCUAGAAGAACGUAGACUGCAGAGCGGCAAAAAAAUUGAAGAUGAUACUGCAGUAUAUGAUAAUAGCACUCAUACUGAGGAAGAUAGUAAUCCGACCAGUAGCACAGCCGACUCGAAAACUACGCAGGUCAAAACGAGUGAAAAUACAAAGAUAACCGAAAAGGCGUACACUAUCAGCGACGAUGAUGCACAACCGUCGGUGUCGUCUACGGUUUCAGAAGGUGCCACAGACCUCAGUGCAGCUCCCUCGGAAUGUGCGGCAGCGGUAUCUUUAAAUAUGCAACCAUCACAAUCGCUUUCAACUUCGCGUUUGGAUUUCUUCAGAGACGUAGUGCGUAGUAUGAAUAAUUUGGUGAACAAAAAGAUGCAAGAUAUCGGAUUAGCGCUAAAACGUGAAAGCAAAGUGAUUCCCGCCCCAAAUAACGAUAUACUGUGUAUAAUUAAAUGGUCCAACUUUUUGGAUGCCUUUAUUGAAGGCUUCGUCUUUAUAUGGCAAGUUAAGCUGCGCGAUGAACAAACUUUCUUUGCUGCCACAAUAAAUAAUAUGAUGCCAAUGGUAUUGGAUGCUGUCGGUGUGGUGAACAUAGCAGCCUUACCAAUGCAACAACUGCCUCUAAUGGGUCGCAUGUUGCUGCAACGCUGUCGUACGCCGCAAACUCGUGAUCUGGCGAUUGUAAUGCAAGGGCGCGCAAAAUACUGGCUCGUUAAGGGUUUCUUGCGUGCCGAUAAAUCUAGUGCUUGUGCUAAGCCAACACCAAAGACACAUCCAUUGCUGACACGUAAAAUUAAUGUAUUAUCUAGCUUGUUAGCUAAGCAACAUAUACGUGAAUUAAACAAAAAGGUCGCACAGAAACAACUGGAGGAGCUAACAGCAACAACCGAAACGGCGAACGAACCAACACCAACUGCUACGCGAAAUAACGCGCCUACUCAACAAUCCCUGCUGCGUACACAGCCACCGCCAUUAGCCCAUUUGGAAAAAGAAACAACGCCAAUACAGAACAAUAAAAAUGUACAAAAGACAAAGUUACCCGAAGCAAGUGAAACUAAGAGCACUCUACAAAAGAAACCACAGCCGGCGAUAACACGCGCCACCCUACCAACUAGUACAUUGAGUACCAAAAAAUCAGAAGCUACGAAUAAGUUAAAAUCGGGCAACGGGUUAUCGAUGCUGCAAGAAUUGAUUGGCAACAGUCAGUAUUCGGAAAUGAAGACAAACAUUGUCUUCCGUAAAGUAAUGUCUCACGAUAUUGAUGAAAUGAAUGUACUGGAUGUUACAUCGGAGCCACAUCGUUGGCUAGUACUGGACCUUUAUAGGGAUUUUUCGCAUAUAUAUGUGCCGGAUUUCCAAGAACUGGUGUCACUUGAUCGCAUACAGAAAGUGAUGUCAUUCAGUAGGCAAAAGCAGAAGAUUGUCAAGUUGCAAUUCUUCAAGGACGCAGCAUACGAUGCUUUCGUGAUACCAAAUUCUGAACGCAAAAUCUUUUUUGGUCCGUUAAAACUGAAUAUGCCACCGCCCUUACUGAUUUUGCUACAAAGCGUUGAUCGCAAGAUGAUGCUUCGGGAAACAUAUCAGCAAAUGCACAACAUACAAGGUGGUGCAAAAGAGAGUACGACAGCAUUUUGGGUUGUACGAAAUAAUGGGCAGGUUUACUUGGACUGUAAAUUGGAUGUUUCCGCAACGAAUACCGCGAAGUCUGAAAAUGCACCCGUUGCAGAAUUGCAAGCCAAGGAAACAGGGCAGCUACCUGAAUCGGAUGAUGAUGAUUGUAUGAUUGUUGAGGAUGAAGAACCAUCAGGUUCAUUUUCAGUACUCGAGCCACUGCCUCAACCGAUCACACACACGAAUAUCACAGUGAAGCCAUUAUCAGAAUUACACUCAAAACUUAAUCCUUCUAUAUCAUCACGGCAGCUUACCAACUUUACAAUUCAAAGCAGCGCAAAUUCGAAUCGUUUGCAAAUAACAAAUAUGGGAACCACACCUAUUAUUAAUAAUAGCGCUGCGACCACUGCAAUAGAAACGCCUACCGCACAAUUGAAAAUGCUACAAAGUGGUAAUAAUUCUGAUUUGUUAACUAGCACACAAUUGCCGCAGCCACCACCGAUAACAAUGAAUGGACCACUAAAUUCUCAAUUGGUGCAGUUAACGAAUACAUCGCAGAGUCUAAUACCACCACUAGCAGACAAACAGUCCGCUGCUAUACUGUGCAGUCUACCACCAAAUGCGGUGAUUACGGGUGUGGCGCCAGCACCAAAGGAAGCGCCAUACGGUACGACAAUCUAUAUUUCCAAUAUCGCUUCCACCGUUCCCGUAGUCCCUAAUGGGGCACAAGGUAACGAUAAAUCAUUUGCCACAACUGUUGAAAACAAUGCUCAGACUUCAGCCAAAACCAGUGGCCAAACUGUCAUCAAUACGUCGGAAAAUAUGUCAAACGUUAGAUUUCUCACACCUGACGUACGUGUUACGGCUACCGGAGACACCACAUCGAACGAAUUGUUUACCACGCCCGCUUUGACCACAAUGAGUAACAGUAAUUCCGGCUUUGUCUCAUUGCCUGUCAGUCAACAACUGAAUAGCUUAUUAGACAAGCGAGGGAGUGUAGGAAGUUCAACACAGUCGCCAUCCUCAGCGGAAAUCACAACGAAAGCUGUGCCACAGACUGCCACAGAACGACAACACACAACGGGAGAGGUGAAAUCUUCGAAUAACAUCUCACCCGGUGAUUGGAAACGCUUUCUAAUGGGUGAUAAUGGUAAACGUUCAACUAUAGGUUCGACAACAAUCACUAAAAUGACUGAUAAAUAUGAAUCUGAUGGCAAAUUGGUGAUGAAUAUUGAGGGUGAUGAAUUUGAACCCGCUGCAUCGGUUCUUAUUAAACCGAAUGCGCCUACACUACCCAGUGAAGCGCCUGUAGUGUCAUCGGUUGCUGGUAUGGAGUCAAAUACAAAUAAAUGCACAUUAAAUGGCACAACUGCAAUUACAGUCGGCUCAACAGCAAUUGCUGCGAAGACGAAAACAGCAACAAAAUCUGCCACGCUUGCCGUUUCCCGACCAAACACUUCGUCGACAAAUACGACGAUUACGAAUGUGCGAUUUAGAUCAUUGCCGACUCAAAAAGAGCCAAAACUUGCGCAACCGGUAACAACGACAGUUAUUUUUAAAUCGUCUACACCGACACACGGCUCAGCGCCAAGAACUAAACCAACUACAUUAAAUUCCAUAGUUGCAAUGUCGAAAGCGCCAAGUGCUUCCACAUCAAAUGCCACAACUACGCAACAAUCUUUCAAUCAGCAGCUAAAAAUAUCGUCACAUUCAAUGCAGCCGUCAAAGGCACAAUCUUUCGCUUCUCGUCAAUCGUUACCGAGUACGUCGCGCAGUUUAAUAAACUCACCGAUGACAAAUGGCGGUAGUGUUAACACGCCUAAACCGUUAAUAAACAUUAGACCAGCAAUACCAAUACCACAACGUGUGAGCAUCACAAAAACUACAACACAACGUUUGAGCGAUUCGGCGCUUUUCGCUCCAAAUAUGCUUAAUAAUAGGCGGCUGAGCGUCCCAAAUUUGCCCACAAAGCCUGCUGAAACUGCUAAAACUAACACACAAUUAGCAAAAACCAAGUCGAGUGAACAAUAUGGUGUGCUUUGCUCAAGCGCGAAUGAUGGUUCGCCGAAAUUCUGGGCGAAGCGUAUGCAUAAUUCAUAUUUAAUUAAAGUACCGGGUCUAAGCAGCGUCGUGCAUCGUACAGACUUGGAAAGUGUUGACACGUAUUUGAAUCAGCAUCUGCUGAAACAAAGUCCCGCCAUGAAAUCGAAGCUUCCCAUUAAGUGGAAGUUUGUGCCAUCAGAACAAUUGAAUCUGCCAAUUAAAAGGUUGACAGCUAAGAAGAAUGAAAAGGUGGUUGUGCGUUGUGCAAAGCCGACAGAAAAUAGCGCAUCUGAGUCCAAAAGCGUUAAGUUGAGUACAGAUUGCAAUGUUGUGAAAGACGCAGACAAUGCUACAGCCACAACACUGGAUAAAAACUGUUGUGAACCAAUUCUAAUCGAAGAUUAAAAACUAUAAAAGACACUAAUUUUAUACUUGAAGUCCAAUAUGCUUAUCUUUUAUACAUACUUACAUACAUAUAUCGCUUGUUAGUAAGCUUAUCUAUUUUGAAAGGAAUUGAAUCUCAUUUAUCAGUUAAUGUUAUUAUUACUAUUAUUAUUAUUUGAUUAACUUAAAUGCAACUUAGUAUAACAUAUAGGUUAUAUGUGGUUCAUUCCGUAGUAAUUUUAGUCGCUUUAUGCUGUUAAAGUAUUCGCAAAGGGUUUGUAAAAAUGAAGAUAUGUUUAAUGAUCGUUUUUUUGUUUGCUAUUAAUGUAUUGUUUCUGAAAUUUUAGGUAUACGAUAGAUUAGUUUGCUUUUUUGCAUAGAGCUUGUGUGCAUCGUUGUACUUGCACAAAGAAUAAAUAAGAAAUGAGUUAUUAAAUUACCUGUAAAAUAAGAAAUAUCAAAUUUAAAUGAAGUAAAAUUAAAAUUAAAUCAACAAU
Molecule: messenger RNA, 8843 nt
Organism: Bactrocera tryoni
Lineage: Eukaryota; Metazoa; Arthropoda; Insecta; Diptera; Tephritidae
Gene: ocm
Exons: 9
Coding region: 205-8367 (2720 amino acids)
Source: RefSeq, a predicted model, not a curated record